UCUGGACAAGCAACCUUUUUGUUCCAGUUUGCGUCGUUGGUUGUGGAAUAUAAGUUAUGCAAUUGCAGCCCUAUGUGAAAAUGUGCACCUCAUGCCGUGCCACUGGAUGAAACCGUGACUUGGUUAACACGAAACAGGAACCCAAUGGCAAACCAUCUUUCCGUCCUGCUGCUACAGUUUCCGUGAAAAGACUCGUUUUCCGCGGUCCCUCUUGUGCUUAUGAGGUUCCUGUUCGUCCUUAGACUGCAGUGACUGAUUCAGGCAAUCGCAAAUGAAGUUUGGACUUAAAUAGCGACACACACGAGGGCCUGCACGGAUAUAAAAUUAUGAGAAGUCAUACUGGACACCAACAGUAAGUUGUUGGACUAUUUCGAUUCGGUUAUAAUCGUUGACACCCGUGUUCACAUAUAGAUUGACCCCUUCACGCGUGACCAGUUAUCAAAGAAGGUGGACUUGUUACAGAGAAAUACUUGCUCACCAGGAAGGGACAUAUACGCUCAAGGGUAUUAGACAUGAAGCUGCUGUACCUGCUGCUAGUCAUCACGUGCAUGGCGCCACAGCUAUCAACGCAAAGGCGAAAUAAUGGAGUAAUCACUGGUGCCCGUCUGUUACCACUGGCUGGCCAACCAAGCUCUGGUCGCUUGCAAGUACAAAUUAACGGCGAAUCGUGGCGAGACGUAUGCGAUAAAGGUUGGGGAGACCGAGAUGGUGAAGUGGUCUGUCUGGAGCUGGGAUUCGAGGGGCUUUCCCGAACAAUGAAAGGCCUUCGCAUCGUUAACAGGAGUUCAAAUUCGGUAGACGAUUUCAAAUGCAGAGGGAAUGAGGUGGCACUCUCAGAUUGUAGCCACAAACAAUCAAACGGCAGAUGCAGAGACACCAAAGGAGCCGGAGUGACUUGUAUCCAUUCUUCAACCACAGAGUCGCCCAAGGACUCUCAAAUACUAACAAUUUCAGGGCAGUCAACAGAAGACAGAACCACGCAUCAGAGAGCAACAUCGGUAGAAUCAGGCCACAACACGCUCCGUGUCGCCUCUACCACCAAGCUGACGGAGCCAGGGAAGAGAUUAACCACUGGCAGAGGGAUGGUGAGUCCUGAGCAGACGACGGUGGGACCAGUUACCAACCUGGUAACUGGCAGAGUCCAGACCCUUACUGAGGGAACCCAGAGACCCAUACUGACGCAGUUGAUCGACCACGGACAUGGCACGACAGCGGAAGCCGCGACCAAUGCUGGUGGAUUAGAAACGCAAUAUAGAUCACAUUUAGGAAAAUACAUUGGACUAGCAUUAGGAUGUAUCCUGUUCAUCGUAUGUGCAUGUUUCAUUGUCUUCUGUCUUCUCAAAAGACACCCAAGAGGAAAACACAACGGGUCUACAGCCGCUUCACAGCCGUCAGGGGGCUUCGAACAAAACAGUGCCGUUUAUGAAAAUGCACAGGGCUUGAAACCCCUUAUGAUGGAAGAACGUGAUAACGCACAAGCUGGGUACAUGGUUCCCAGCCAAACAAAGGGUUCAGCAGACGAUGUUUACUUCACCGUGGAGGAAGCGGUAAACGCACGAUACGCUAGCGGUGUAGAUGACGAAACCGAAAGAGAUUACGUUGUGCCUAUUUCACCACCAACCACAAAUUCGGGUGAACACCAGGCGUCAAAUCCAUCAGGGCCGACCGAUGAGACUGUCGGGAAAACCGCCAGUCCAUAUUACCUAGAACUUCUCAGUGGAGAGAUAGAACCACAGAAAGGGUCAACGACAUCGAAGAAGGGCUCUGAAAAAGCACUGUAUUUUACUCUGGAACCAGCCAAAGAUGUGGAUGAAACAAAUGAAGGGUUGAGCAGCAGUGCAGACUAUUUCACCGUUGAAGACAAGGGCGACUUGGCAGGUAACGGGCAGUACACUACGGGAGUGGUUGAGGAGAAAGCCACGCCAUCGGCGGUUGAUAAGCCGUCACGAAUGUCAGAUAUCACGGUGGACAAUGACAAAGGUAGCCACUAUUACGCGUACGCAGAUCCGACUUCGGGCUCCACAGCUGCCGCAAAGGGGGUACUGGGGAACCUAAACGUUUCGAAUCCUCUCGUGUACAUGUACGCAGACACGCCUCGGCUGCGCGCCCCUGAAACCGGCACCGACCAGCCACCCAACGCCGACUAUUUCGUGAUCGAGGAACGAGACAACUCAAUGGGCGCCCCAGUCUACAACGCAAGCGAGCCACGUCCCCCCACCAAGGAAACUGAGAUAAAGAACGGUCGGCUGGCGACAGGGAUUACGGAGAACGAAUACGCCUACGCAGACCCAUCAGAGCUCUAAAGGCACCUUUCCAUAUAUUUGCGUCAACUUUUGCACCUAGGGUUGCGUACCCGUCAAAUCGCUUCCGAGGUGAUUUUGAAAGCCAAACGCAACGCCCACGUGUUUUGUUAAGGGAAGUCGAUAUUUAUGCAACUCACCCCUACAAAACGUACAUACGUAAGGGCGCCCUUAGUCGACCGGUUGGACUGGAGAAAUCGCAGUAUUUACGAUUUGAUAAAUUCCACAAAUUUAGGGAAAAAUCAAACUUAAACAUGAGUGACUGACGUUCUUCAAAAAAACAUUUAUAAAAUACAAGCUCCUCAUUUCAAGAACAAAAGACUACAGAGUACGGAAGUUAAUGCUCAAAAUGACGUCACACUUCUGUACUCUUCAGAAUACCGAAGUGGAUAUGUCAUGCGCACAGUAUCAUGCGUUUAAAAGUGCGUUAGCGUGAGAACCAGGGCGUGAACCAACACGCCCGCGUAAUCCAUUCGUUUGCACUACACUUUCUAGUUCAGAAUGACGUCACACUUCAGCACUCUAUAGACGAACGA
Molecule: messenger RNA, 2836 nt
Organism: Acanthaster planci (crown-of-thorns starfish)
Lineage: Eukaryota; Metazoa; Echinodermata; Asteroidea; Valvatida; Acanthasteridae
Cellular component (GO): membrane
Source: RefSeq, a predicted model, not a curated record